AUGCAUAGGAUUGCUAUCAGAAGAAUUAUAGAUAAUAUUUUGAGGUCGAAGCCGGUGCUCCAGAUCCCGGCGUAUCCGGACCCGGUGGAGUUGGAUUCGGUCCUCCGGAGCCUGGAGGCGUGCCCGCCGCUGGUGUUCGCUGGCGAGGCGCGGAAGCUGGAGGAGAGGCUCGCCGAGGCUGCGUUCGGCCGUGCGUUCUUGCUUCAGGGGGGCGACCGCACCGAGAGCUUCAGGGAGUUCAUUGCCGACGAAAUAAGGGACACGUUUAGGGUUUUGUUGCAGAUGGGCCUCGUCUUGACCUUCGGAGGACAGAUGCCCACGAUCAAGGGAGACAUCAUUAACGGUGAUACCUUCGAUGAAAAGGGUCGAGAGCCAGAUCCAAGACGGCUGCUGAAAGCCUACAGCCAGUCCGCAGCAACCUUGAAUCUUCUUGGAGCAUUUGCGACCGGUGGCUAUGCAUCCAUUGACAGAGUCACCGAGUGGAACCUUGGUUUCUUGGAUCGCCGCGAGCAAGGAGUCAGCUCUUAUGAGCAUGGCUUUCAACAGGUCCAUUUUCCUACUGUUCUUCUGUACAAGUCUCAUGGUUUGCAAGCUACAGUCAUCUCAAUAUCUCACAACUCCGUUCAAUAUGCCAAACCAUAG
Molecule: messenger RNA, 642 nt
Organism: Musa acuminata AAA Group (dessert banana)
Lineage: Eukaryota; Viridiplantae; Streptophyta; Magnoliopsida; Zingiberales; Musaceae
Product: phospho-2-dehydro-3-deoxyheptonate aldolase 2, chloroplastic-like
Exons: 4
Coding region: 1-642 (213 amino acids)
Biological process (GO): aromatic amino acid biosynthetic process
Molecular function (GO): 3-deoxy-7-phosphoheptulonate synthase activity
Source: RefSeq, a predicted model, not a curated record